Trichobilharzia szidati is the source of this 696-nucleotide messenger RNA. The record is from the annotation of a GenBank genome assembly. NCBI's taxonomy places the organism in Eukaryota, Metazoa, Platyhelminthes, Trematoda, Strigeidida, Schistosomatidae.
UACUGGAAGCGACAGGUAAGUGUUUCAGGUCAAUUCUUCGGUUUCUUUUCAAAUUUACGCGUAUUUGUUCUUGCUGUUUGUUGUAAAACGUUUUGUGUAAAAGGUGUUGAAAACUCAUGCUCACCUUGGCCGUCUUUCAGUCAUAAGUGUAUGCGUUCUACCUGACAUGUUAGGUGGUAUAACAGUUUGAGUAAUAUUUAGGUUAAGCGUCUAGUGUUAUGUAAGGAGGAAAAGCCAACCGAUGAGGUUGUGCAGCUACAUUGAUUGAGAUGGCUAGGGCACAUAUUACGUAUGCCCAGCCAUCACCUUCGACGGGUAAUUCUAGCUGACGUAGGAUUAGGUUGGAAAACAGCUGAUACUGGUCAAACGAAAACAUGGUAUCAUUCCCUGAAGUCUUUGACAGUUAGUUCGAGCGACAUAGGGAGGCGUAGACUGUCUGAUUUGGGUCCUCAGGAUGCUAAAAAGCGAUGGCUGAAGACAUUCGGUGGUAUGGUUCAAACUUUGUUAUCAAUGGCUGACGCAGAUGCAUUUACUCUCUUGUUCUUCUAUGUUAUUAAUCUUUCAUCCUCACAUUUCUGCUUACUAUCGUUCUUCGGAAUCUCUUUUGUCUUUUUGUGUGUGUGUGUGUUUCACAGAGUUUAGCAACUCAGACUUCUGCACUUCUGCGCAGAUUUCUCUGUUGAGACCAGUCAGUCA